This is a messenger RNA of Fusarium oxysporum Fo47, 1187 nucleotides long. RefSeq lists its product as uncharacterized. NCBI's taxonomy places the organism in Eukaryota, Fungi, Ascomycota, Sordariomycetes, Hypocreales, Nectriaceae. The transcript has a single exon. The coding region runs from base 122 to 718 and encodes 198 amino acids. The record is from RefSeq and is a predicted model, not a curated record.
CUUGGCAAGACAGACAUAAAUUGACAAUGGAUCCCUCACCGACCUUCUUGGCCUGUUCAGCUCCCCCAGCAAAAAGGAUAACAGUCAAUACAAACCAAUCAUCACCUUAACAGUCGUCCUCAUGGAGAAACUACUCAAUAAAGUCUUAUACGGAUCAUCCAGCCCCCAAGGCUCCUCUUCCAAUGGUUCCCAAGUAUUCACCAUCCGUCCACACCCCCAAGAUGACAACCUUCUCUUCAUCCUCCCCUCCAACGCACCAAAAGAAUCUCCUCCCCUGUACACAAUCUACAAACGUCCCAGCAGCUCAACCCUCCUAAUGCACCGCGGCCCAGCCGCCCCCGAAAACAUAAUAGCAUCAGCGACAAUGCAUCUCAGCACAUCACGCAUCGACGUGUCGGUGUUUAACCAACCAAUGGUGAUCAAGAACAGCAGCAUGACAGGGAGUUGGGGGUUUCAUACACACAUGGGCAAGUUCAAGUGGAAGGUUAAUCAGAUGACUGGCACGGGGUUCGAGUUGUAUGAUCAGAAUGGGAGUAAGGUGGCCAAGUAUGGGAGUGCGGGCUGGACGAGGUUUGGGGAGAAGGAGGUUAGUGUUUAUGUGCAGGGGGAUGAGUUCUUUGUGGUUAUGGUGUUGUUUUCGGCGGUGGUGUCGAAGGAGUUGAAGAAGAUCAUUGAUGAGGUUGUUGGGGAGGUUGCGGGUGCGGUGGCGGGUGCAUAGGCCUAGUACAUGAGUUGAUGAAGAUUGAUGCAGAUAAGCAUGGCGUUUGGGUCAAGCCAACACAGGAUUAGUGAUAUCAAUGCGAUCGGUUUGUUUUGACAUGUCCUCGUGUAAGCGACAGCCUGAGCCUUGAAAGGAAACCUGCCAAUGCCAUCGGCUCUCAUGUCGACGCACUCUUCAAACUCCGAAUAAACCUCGCCGGAACUCCUCCCACCAACGUCUCCGCCUCAACAUCCUUGAUAACAACCGCCCCUGCCGCAACAGUCGCUCCUCUCCCUAUAGUAACACCCGGUAAGAUCGUAGCUCGAGCCCCUAUCCAACAAUCCGCCUCUAAACGAAUCGGCAGCGCAAACGAUGUACCCUGCGCUUCUCUUCUGCUGUGCAUAUCCGCGGCGUGAGUACCUGGACAGAUACAAACUCCGGGACCUAUGAGUACACCGUCUCCUAUAGUAACAAGGGCGUUGUCGUG